UCUAUUUACAUAAUAUAAUUAUUAUAUGAUAACAACUGUUUGAACCAUUAAACCAUACUGCCUAGCUUUAAUGAUAUUUUGUCUUUCAGACAACAUGUCAACAGAAGCCAAAAUCAUGAAUUUACAAGAAUCAGAUGCUGCAGUUACUCUUGGAGACGAACAUCUUACAAAGGACGCACUUGCUGCGUCAGCCCUACACACAUCAAUUGCAGACGAAGUAGCUGCACACGUGUUAACUGCGUCUACCGAAGAUGAAAUAGCCGCCCAUGCUCUAUGUGACCUUGUUGCCUCGUCUAAUCCAGUGGAUUUAGAUUUGUCCGAAGAUAUUGCCAUGCCAGCCUUUGAUGAUGUCGCGGAAAUUUAUGAAGUCAUUGAAAUUGGUGGCAACAAAGACGUAUCAACAUUAGAGGAAAAUGAGAAUACAAGCAUGUGAAUGUCACCAACGUUAAAUUUUUAGCCAACCGGAACACACCUACUCGAGUGGCAAAAGAAAGCACCAUCAAGGCGAAAUGGACGUGUCGUUCAAAUGUAAUGCGCAGAAAAGAAUGGAGUCUACUUCUAAAAGUAAGCCGACUCUUUUCAAAAAAGCAUUUGAAUUGUCCCAGAUUGCCGGCUACAACGUAUUUGUAUUAACUCAAGAUAAACAUGGAAAUAGAUGUUACUUUGGUACAGGUCCUCUGAAAACACAAUUUCUAUCUCAAGAUGGAUUAACUUCAGGCACCAAAGACUCUGGGAUGAUCAUACAAACACAUCCUGACCGUACUGUGUCCGUUACACCAUCACCCAGCAAGCCGAACAGUAACCAGACAUAUCUUCCGGCUUCCACGCGUCUACAAGAUGUGUCUCCAGUCGUUUCCUUGUCUGAGGAAGCACCUCAAACCAUGUCUCCGCCUAAUGGGAAACCGAAGAAAGGGCGAUCACUCAGUUUCCGGAAAAAAAGUGCAAAGGAAGUAGCCUCGGAUUCCCAAGUAACACCACCUCAGAAACAGACGACAAAGGAACGAGCAACCACAUCAAAGAGGAAGAACGCAACUCCAAAAUCGACUGUGAAAGACCCUGAAAGUAUGUCCCCACCGUUAGAAAAUGUAAAGAAAGGGCGGGGGCGUUGACAGAAAUGCCAGCAAGAAGACUCCUC
Molecule: messenger RNA, 1135 nt
Organism: Dreissena polymorpha
Lineage: Eukaryota; Metazoa; Mollusca; Bivalvia; Myida; Dreissenidae
Exons: 2
Coding region: 510-1109 (199 amino acids)
Molecular function (GO): DNA binding; protein dimerization activity
Source: RefSeq, a predicted model, not a curated record